AUGGAGAGCAAACGGAUUCUUCACUUUGUCGGUAAAAGCAGUCACGGUAUGGCUUUUUUCCUUAUUCACCUGCUUUUGCAAAUGGGAUUCGUUUUCGGAUCUAAUUAUGGGUAUGUGGAAUGGUCGGAUAACGACAAAGAAGCUGAAAUACGAUCGAAGAACCCCAUUAUUUACAGCACUCAAAAUACUUAUUACCCAGGACCCGCAACGGAGCGCACCGUGGUGGCGCACAAAAUCGAAGAGGACCUGCCUAGGGUGGUGACAGCUUUCCUGCACACGGGAGACUCAUCGGCUCUUGAACAAGUCAACUGUUCUCGGAGGUAUGAGUUGAGUAGCCUCCGCGGUGGAACCAAUGUGGCCUCACACUAUUUUCUCCAUAGCGUGCUGGACACUAUGGCGCACGCGACCAACUUUCUGAACAUGAUUUUACAAGCUAACAGGUCGCGAGAGCACAGCCUUCGGAGGGAUAUUCACUGGUACCACGCUCUGGUUCGGAGUAUUCUCGAGGGGGACCCCAAAAUUCACAGGGCAGUGGUUGCAUUCCAUACUGAUGCUCCGACGCCGGAUCCUCACGUUUUCCUUCAAGCGACAAGAACUGAAGGGGAAGUGGUCCUCCAGGACCUUUCCAACUCCGCUCACCACCAUCUCAAGAGCAGGAGCCCGGAUUCUGAGUGGUUUAACGAGUUCAGGGACCGAAAGAAAACGCACAUGCAGAGAAGGGCGUCGAGCCGAGACCCCUGUAGCCACUCAAAAUGGCUACAUUCUCGACAAAAGUCAAAUCAAGUGGUCUGCGCCUUACCUGGAAUGCGAGCAUGGGAAUUUCGUACCACACUGGCUACUCACCUUGUCUGCAGGGUUCUAUGGGUUGAAGAUAAAUUCCGCGCCCGAGUUCAGGUGAGUAGCCUAGACUAGGGGACCUGGCUGUGACUCAUGACUGUUUGUUUGAAAGGAACACUAUUGGUUUAGAUUUGCCACGUUUAUCGAAUCAAACAUUUUAUUGUAGGCCUAAUCUCAGUUGUUCAGAUCCAGAAGGGACAGCGUUGCCGUCCUGGCAGUGCACUUCCCGCGCUUUGAAGCAGGCCAGGUGCAUGGAAAAGGCCCCAAAUAAAUCCUCUCGACACAAACAGUAGGAUAAAGCUGCUUCCCCAGAGCAAAGUUGUAUAGUGUACCGUACUGUAUUUUAAUCUACAUAAGUGACUUUCGACCCAUCCUCUAUUCGGAUGCAUAUGGUUAGUUUGCACAGAUUUAGCUGGCUAAACUCAACUCCAUUCUGAAGGAAGUUUCUGAUGAGCAGAGACCAGACCUUGUGGAAUUUAGCUCCGACUACAUCGAUUCGCCCAAGGUCAAUACUUUAUUAUGAAAUGCUUACCUUGUAGGCUACCUAUGUUAGUCCUCUGUAGUUGCGUGCCUUUCUUUUUUUUUUUGCUGAAAUCCAUACUUUUUCAAUAAACGUUAAUCAAAUAGGUACAACCACCGGCUAUUUGCUCAUUGACAUUGUACAUGCUCUAAGAUGGCAACUCAGUGCAAAUGCGCAUGGAGCCUACCAAUUCUCAACAAUGGAGGAAACAGUCGAUGGUUGUAUUUGAUUUAACUAUUUGAUUUAAAAAAAGACUGUCUAUGAUUAACCAACAAUGAUGUCCAUCAAAAACAACUCAUGUGUAUUGUAUUCACACUGUAGGCCUCUACACUUCCUUUUUGAGGAAUGUGUUUGCUGUAAAAAAUAAAAUAAAAUAAGACCCCUUGACUGCAUGGUUAAAAAAAGCUGUCUUUGCUGUGUUUUUGUGCAGCUGGUGUGUGUGUAAGUAGGUGGGUGCAUUAGAAAAUACAAAAAAAGAUGUCAUAUUUCAAGGCUCCAGUUCAAGUGUGUAUACAAAAAAUCUAUUUUGUCAUGAAUGAAUUAUAAAAGACCACUUUGAAUUUCAAGUGCACUUUACUCCCACUUAAAUUUGAGUGCUGUGUCUACACAAUAAUUCCAGCAUGUUAGUUUUGUCACCAAGCUUUAUUUGUUAAGGCAGGACUACACACUGUAAGAUGAUCUCGAAGCGGUUGCCUGAGCUGAUCGAAAAACAAUUCCCAAGCCCAUAUCAUUAAACCAGGGGGGGCUCUGUUAUGGAGUGCUGCAGGCACAGCAACGUUUAGUUCUAACCAAGCACCACAACUGACCACUAAUUCACCUCACCAACUCAGUGAUUGGCUACAUUUCCCAGGUAUUCCAUGUCCAGGGUUGCCCACACCUGCUCUGUGCCCUUGUUGAAACCUCUUAACCGAUCUGAAAGGUUUUGCUAGGUCUCUACAAUGGGGUAAGAUCUUCCAUGGUGCUUGAUCACACCUACCCAGUCAAGUUUAGAUCUGCGAUGGAAGGGGAUCAACAAAGGCCCAUCUGUAGGUCAUUUGGCAUUGGGCAGCAGCAGCCUGAAAAUACAAAGACCCCUGCUGUUGCAGACAGCUACUGUACGGUUCCGGCUUAGCAAAUAAUCACAGCUAUCAACCCUUUUUUUUCUACUUGCAUUUGGUAUUUGAUGUGUGUAUUUCUGUAAUUGCUGUAAUUCAGGGCUCAUCUGUAAAACAGACCUUGGUCUCUGUAUGACACCCUGAUAAAAAAAUCCCAAAUAAUCAAAUCCAGGUCAUGCACGGAGAUAGGCAUUAUCGACCUUGGAGCUGCUUUUGAAACAUUCGGAUUUCAAGUCCGAUAUACUUUAUUUUGUAAAGUUCACUUUGCUCUCUGACAGCCAUUGUAUGAGGACAUUGGUAUUAAGCCAUCAGUGAGAUUACCUUUAAUUGGCUGCAAAAUUAACUGCUUCUACCUUUUUUUUUUAAAGAGCUGGUUCCUGUUCAGAAUUUCAGAAUGUCCUGAGGGCGCAUUAAAACUCAUUUGACAUUCCCACAAAUGGAUGUGACAUAGUCGUCUAGUGAUUAGCAGCAGCAUGGCUUUUAGAAUAGGCCUGUGGAUUCAGGGUCACAACUACAGUCUAAGAGAAUCCCUCUGCACAGUCUCUCUCUCUUCCUUUUUUCUGAGAGUUUGUUGGCCAAAUCUCUCGAUGUACAUCCCAAGCAAUAUAUUCACCCCAAGGUUAAAAUAUACAAAGACAGACCUUUUUUUUUGUUUUUGUAAACCUAAUCAAAAUGUAAAUGAUUCCAGUGGGCUUUUGUGGAGGAUUUGCAGAAUGAGAGCAUUGGCUUUGAGCUUGACGUAAUGGUCCAAGUGUCCUCAGGCAUCUCCUUGCUUUCCUUCCAGCUGGAUACAGGUUAAUAGAAAAACAGCCAUUUUGUGGGAUAUUUGGUUUGAGGCCAUUAUCAUGAACUGUCUGUUAAGCCUAUAACAUAUUGGUAGAGAGAUCAUCUAGUAUAAUGGCUGUUUGGUAAUUGAUUUGGGAUUAGACUGGUUAUAUUUACAUUUUAGUCAUUUAGCAGACGCUCUUAUCCAGAGCGACUUACAGGAGCAAUUAGGGUUAAGUGCCUUGCUCAAGGGCACAUCAACAGAUUUUUCACCUAGUCGGCUCGGGGAAUAGAACCAGCGACCUUUCGGUUACUGGCACAACGCUCUUAACCACUAAGCUACCUGCCGCCCCAAUUACAAUGGUUAGGCUAUAUGUUAUGGCCGUAUUUUUUUGUUUUGAGCUGAGUGACUUCAAAAUAAAAGCCUUUCUCCUGCUUGGUGGUUACCCCAUGUUCUGGAUCCUCAAUUCUCACACUUUUGUCUACUUCCUCCUCCACACACACACACACACACACACACACACGUGCACAUAGAGAGAGCUUAUUUAUCUUAUCAACACUUUGUCUUUCACAGUUACAGAUUCUUCCUCUCCUCGUUCUCUAUAGAGGAUUUAGCUUAUCAACACUUUGUCUUUCACAGUUACACAGUCUUCCUCUCCCCUCUGUUCUCUAUAGAGGAUUUAGCUUAUCAACACUUUGUCUGUCACAGUUACACAUUCUUCCUCUCCCCUCUGUUCUCUAUAGAGGAUUUAGCUUAUCAACACUUUGUCUUUCACAGUUACACAUUCUUCCUCUCCGCUCUGUUCUCGAUAGAGGAUUUAGCUUAUCAACACUUUCUGUUGUAUUCUUGCGCCUGGGGAAAGAUGGCAUGAGCCUCAGCCUUUUCUCUUCAUUGGUGUUUGUUCCAGUUCCCAUCAGACACAUGGAGCUAAUGGGUGUUAGGGUCCUCUUGAGAACCUGCCCUGGGCCUGAUAUAUAUAUAUAUGUGUGUGAGAGAGAGAGAGAUAUGUGGGACGGUGUGAAAGUGGGAGAUGGUGUUUGAUCGCGUAAGAAAGACUGAAAGGUGUCCAGACACAGAGAUCAGGAGGAUUCAUGGCAAACUGAAAAAAGGUGCAGAAAGAAAGGUGGAGAAAAGGCAAUAGAAAGAAACAGACUGAAUAAAGACUGACCUGGGGCCUGUGGAUAGAGAACACCUGAUGUCAGCCAGGGACCUAGGCCUACAUGGUUCGAUCCCCGGGACCACCCAUACACAAAAAAUGUAUGCACGCAUGACUGUAAGUCGCUUUGGAUAAAAGUGUCUGCUAAAUGGCAUAUUAUUAUAAUUAUUAUACUGAUACAACAGUAGACUAGUGAUUUCAGCUUUGUUGGCUCAUCUAGCAUUCAGUUUUACUAUCGUUGCAUUCCUGGGUCCGUAUGCGUGAUCUAGGAUCCGCCUGUCCCAACUAUCCAGCUGUCUGAAUGCGAACUGUGGAUAUGUGAAGGUUCUUUGGAUGCAAGCCAUUGCAGUAGCCUAAUGAGCCAUUGCAGUAGCCUAAUGAGCCAUUGCAGUAGGCUAAUGAGCCAUUACAGUAGCCUAAUGAGCCAUUGCAGUAGCCUAAUGAGCCAUUGCAGUAGCCUAAUGAGCCAUUGCAGUAGCCUAAUGAGCCAUUGCAGUAGCCUAAUGAGCCAUUGCAGUAGCCUAAUGAGCCAUUGCAGUAGACUAAUGAGCCAUUGCAGUAGCCUAAUGAGCCAUUGCAGUAGCCUAAUGAGCCAUUGCAGUAGCCUAAUGCAGGGGUUCCCAAACGUUUUCCUGCAAUUCUACACAUUUUGUCAUGGGGGUGCAAAAAAAAUGUUGCAGUUUUAAAGCUCAUUUUCUUGCAAUUGUAUACAUUUUGCCAUGUCUAAUGUGUAUACUUGUGAAAUUUAAGUGACAAAAAUUACAACAAUAUCUAUGGGCUAAAAAAAUGAAAUAAAAAAACAUUAGCUGACAUGGGCUAGUUGAUCUGGACAUUUCUGACAAGUUAUAAAUAGCUCUCUAAGGUAUGCAAUGACUGACAUGAUGAGGAAAACUGAUGAUGCGCUACCCAAUUUAGAAAUGGCACCUUGUGCAUUCUACUAUUACAACUUUCAACAGUAAGUUGAAAGCUGGACUGAGUUCCUUUUUUUGGGAACCACUGGCCUAAUGAAUUAAUGCAGUAGCCUAAUGAAUCAAUGCAGUAGCCUAAUGAAUCAAUGCAGUAGCAUAAUGAACCAAUGCAGUAGCCUAAUGAAUCAACGCAGUAGCCUAAUGAACCAAUGCAGUAGCCUAAUGAAUUAAUGCAGUAGCCUAAUGAAUCAAUGCAGUAGCCUAAUGAAUCAAUGCAGUAGCCUAAUGAACCAAUGCAGUAGCCUAAUGAACCAAUGCAGUAGCCUAAUGAACCAAUGCAGUAGCCUAAUGAACCAAUGCAGUAGCCUAAUGAAUCAAUGCAGUAGCCUAAUGAACCAAUGCAGUAGCCUAAUGAACCAAUGCAGUAGCCUAAUGAACCAAUGCAGUACCCUAAUGAACCAAUGCAGUAGCCUAAUGAACCAAUGCAGUAGCCUAAUGAACCAAUGCAGUAGCCUAAUGAAUCAAUGCAGUAGCCUAAUGAACCAAUGCAGUAGCCUAAUGAACCAAUGCAGUAGCCUAAUGAACCAAUGCAGUAGCCUAAUGAACCAUGUGCCAGUAGAAAUGCUGCAUGUGUACACUGCAGUAUAGUCCCCCAGAGGUAAACAGAAUCAAGCAGGCAUUGGUCUAUUGAUUUACUGUCAGCGAUAAGCUAUUCAUGUUUUGGUUACAAUAAACAUGAUGUUCAGAGCUAGAUUCGACAUGGCUCGGCUGCUUCUCUCAUCAGGGCAUAUAAAAAAUAAAAUGAUCAUUCAACAUAACAUGAACAUAUUAACGUUAUACACAGGACAUUGUUUUUUUUGUUGCAAUUGACAUGAAAUUGGAAGAAAUACUCUCAUUGAGUGGCAUUUGAUGCUCAUACCAGUUUUUGCCUGGAAUAGUUUAUUUCCCUCAAGAAUAGUUCAUCUGUAGGCGUUCGACCAAAGUCGAGACCCUGUUAUGAUGAGGUCACAAUGGAUUGUAACCUCUAGCCUUCUAUCUACCACUAAAAGAGACGUCUGAGUUGAAGCUAACUGCUCUCUCUAACCUCUAACCUCUAACCUCUAACCUCUCUCCACACCCCCCACCAACCCUCUCUGUCUCUCUGUCUCUCCUAUUACAGGGGUGUGGUUCGAGUGGACGUCAACCUACAGGAUGUGGACAUUGACCAGUGCUCCAGCAGUGGCUGGUUUGCUGGGACUCACCGCUGUAACCUGACCAGCAUGGAUGUGAGUCGACUUCUCUGA
Coregonus sp. 'balchen' is the source of this 6564-nucleotide messenger RNA. The record is from the annotation of a GenBank genome assembly. NCBI's taxonomy places the organism in Eukaryota, Metazoa, Chordata, Actinopteri, Salmoniformes, Salmonidae.